UCUGUAUUUUCGCUUUCCCUUUCUCUGCCCGCCAUGAAUACGAGCUUGGGGUCGAGCGCAGAGCUCUUCAAUGGCAUCGCAGCUGCUGCUGUUUCUCACAAACCCAUCCCUGUAAAACCCCUUCUCUUCAAAUUCAACACCCCAUUUCAUAGCUUCCCCAAAAGACUUCACCUUUUAUCCCUCUCUUCUUCUUCCAAUAGAAGAAUCAGAACAACCUCAGAAAUCUCGUGUUCUAAGAUCGAAGAAGCCGUUGGGGGUCUCACUUACAAGGAUGCCGGUGUUGAUAUCGACGCUGGGUCCGAGCUCGUCCGCAGGAUUGCCAAGAUGGCCCCUGGGAUCGGAGGGUUCGGAGGGCUUUUCCCUUUGGGGGAUUCUUACCUUGUUGCGGGUACAGAUGGUGUGGGUACCAAACUCAAGCUUGCUUUUGAGACUGGGAUCCAUGAGACUAUUGGGAUUGAUCUGGUAGCUAUGAGUGUGAAUGACAUCGUUACUUCCGGAGCGAAACCACUAUUCUUCCUUGAUUACUUUGCUACAAGUCAUCUUGAUGUGGAUCUUGCUGAGAAGGUGAUAAAAGGGAUCGUUGAUGGAUGCCAACAGUCCGACUGCGCUCUCUUAGGGGGGGAGACUGCAGAAAUGCCAGAUUUCUAUGAAGAUGGAGAAUAUGACCUCAGUGGUUUUGCAGUUGGCAUUGUAAAAAAGGACUCGGUCAUUGACGGGAAAAACAUUGUAGCUGGAGAUGUUCUCAUUGGUCUUCCAUCGAGCGGGGUUCAUUCUAAUGGGUUCUCCCUUGUUAGAAGAGUCUUGGCUAAAAGUGGCCUUUCUUUGAAGGACCAACUUCCUGGAGGCAGCAACAAACUAAUCACAUUAGGUGAAGCUCUAAUGGCUCCAACCAUCAUAUAUGUCAAACAGGUGCUUGACAUUAUUAGCAAGGGAGGCGUCAAAGGGAUAGCUCACAUCACAGGUGGUGGUUUCACAGACAAUAUACCCCGCGUCUUUCCGAAGGGCCUUGGAGCUACUAUCUAUAAAGACUCUUGGGAAAUCCCUGCCGUUUUCAAAUGGAUUCAAGAGGCCGGAAGAAUUGAAGAUGCCGAGAUGAGGAGAACAUUCAAUAUGGGUAUUGGGAUGGUUCUCGUAGCAAGUCCUGAGGCAUCAGUUAGAAUACUUGAGGACACACAUGGAGGAUAUUCAGCUUACCGCAUUGGUGAGGUGACAAGCGGCGAAGGUGUGACUUACGAGUAAUGUGACUAAAUUAUAGGAUGUUGUCAAUAAUAGAGAGAGAGAGAGAGAGAGAGAGAGAGAGAGAGAGAGGCGAUUUUGUACUUUGUUUCACCAAUAAGCUAAUAUAUUGUAACUUCGAUUUGGGUUUAAAGCGUGUGUGGUUUGGUCAACUUUUGUAGCCAAGGGUCCGUCUGGAUGGGAUGGGAAUCCUUACCUUUUGGAUUUUGUAUGACAGGGAUUUUCAUCCAUAAAGGCUGGGGUGUUUGGUU
Molecule: messenger RNA, 1487 nt
Organism: Magnolia sinica
Lineage: Eukaryota; Viridiplantae; Streptophyta; Magnoliopsida; Magnoliales; Magnoliaceae
Product: phosphoribosylformylglycinamidine cyclo-ligase, chloroplastic/mitochondrial-like
Exons: 8
Coding region: 34-1239 (401 amino acids)
Biological process (GO): adenine biosynthetic process; 'de novo' IMP biosynthetic process
Cellular component (GO): cytosol
Molecular function (GO): phosphoribosylformylglycinamidine cyclo-ligase activity; phosphoribosylamine-glycine ligase activity
Source: RefSeq, a predicted model, not a curated record